AUGCUAUUUUGCCCUAGCUGCGCUAAUUGUUUAUUAGUAGACCAAAGAGAGCAAGGGACACAAUUUUUUUGUAAAACCUGCCCAUAUGUGUUUAGCGUGAACCAAAAAAGAAGCAAAAGAGUCAUGCUGGAAAGGAAACAAGUUGAUGAUGUAUUAGGUGGGCCUAAUGAAUGGGUGGAUGUUGCUCAGAUAGAUGCGGUAUGCCCGAAAUGUGGGGAGCUAAAAGCGUAUUAUAAACAAAUACAAAUUAGGUCAGCAGAUGAACCUAUGACAGUGUUUUAUAAAUGUGUGAGGUGUGCACAUAGGUGGAAUGAAAAUUAA
Molecule: messenger RNA, 321 nt
Organism: Blepharisma stoltei
Lineage: Eukaryota; Ciliophora; Heterotrichea; Heterotrichida; Blepharismidae
Source: the annotation of a GenBank genome assembly